Messenger RNA from Anastrepha obliqua, 2866 nucleotides. It is a transcript of the gene fand, whose product is annotated as pre-mRNA-splicing factor syf1 homolog. The record is from RefSeq and is a predicted model, not a curated record. Gene Ontology annotation, biological process: generation of catalytic spliceosome for first transesterification step; mRNA splicing, via spliceosome. Gene Ontology annotation, molecular function: protein binding. NCBI's taxonomy places the organism in Eukaryota, Metazoa, Arthropoda, Insecta, Diptera, Tephritidae. The transcript is spliced from 5 exons. Bases 129 to 2768 code for a protein of 879 amino acids. Gene Ontology annotation, cellular component: post-mRNA release spliceosomal complex; Prp19 complex; U2-type catalytic step 2 spliceosome.
CCGGUCCGCUCAGCUGAUUGUAUUGGAGAAGAGAAAAUAUAUUGGGCGUCCGUGGCACACCUAAACGUUUUUAUUAUAUUUCGGAUUAGAAAAGUUUGCUAUUUUAAAAGAAAGUUCCAAAUCCAAAUAUGACGCUCAUUGAUAAGCCGUUAGUUGCAGUCGAUAUUGAUUUCCCAGAGGAAGAUGUGCCCUAUGAGGAGGAGAUUUUGCGUAACGCAUACUCCGUGAAACAUUGGUUGCGGUACAUAGAACACAAAUCCAAAUCGCCGAACUUUGGCGUGAACAUCGUUUAUGAGCGCGCACUUAAAGAGUUGCCCGGUAGCUACAAAAUUUGGUAUAACUAUUUACGUACGCGCCGUAAGCAAGUGCGUGGUCGCCCUCUAACUGAUCCCAUGUACGAUGAAGUCAACAAUACCUUCGAGCGAGCGUUAGUGUUUAUGCACAAAAUGCCACGCAUUUGGAUGGAUUAUGGCGUCUUUAUGACAGCACAGUGCCGCAUUACACGUACCCGACACGUGUUUGAUCGUGCUUUGCGUGCAUUGCCCAUUACUCAACAUCAUCGCAUUUGGCCGCUCUAUUUAAAAUUUGUGCGGCGUUUCGAUAUACCAGAGACAGCUCUGCGCGUUUAUAGGCGCUACCUGAAGUUGUGCGCAGAAGAUGCGGAAGAGUACAUUGAAUAUCUGACUGAGGUAGAGCUAUUGGAUGAAGCUGCUCAACAAUUGGCAUCAGUGGUGGACAAUGAACAUUUCGUGUCGAAGCAUGGCAAAUCAAAUCAUCAGUUAUGGAAUGAGUUAUGCGAUUUGAUUUCGAAAAAUCCUGACAAGGUACAUUCGUUGAAUGUGGACGCCAUAAUACGCAGUGGGCUCAGGCGUUAUACGGACCAGCUUGGACAUCUUUGGAAUUCUUUGGCCGAUUACUAUGUGCGUUCGGGUCUGUUUGAUCGCGCACGCGAUAUUUAUGAGGAGGCCAUACAAACCGUUACAACAGUGCGUGAUUUUACACAAGUUUUCGAUGAAUACGCCCAAUUCGAGGAGGUCUCGUUAAAUAGACGCAUGGAAAUGGUGGCCAACGAUCCACAUGCCACCGAAGAAGAUGACAUUGAUGUGGAAUUGCGACUGGCGCGCUUUGAGUAUCUUAUGGAGCGUCGUCUGUUGCUUUUGAACAGUGUGCUACUGCGCCAGAAUCCACACAAUGUACAUGAGUGGCAUAAGCGCGUGAAAUUGUAUGAGGGCAAGCCGCACGAGAUCAUCAACACAUACACCGAGGCUGUGCAAACUGUGCAACCAAAGUUGGCUGCUGGCAAGCUGCAUACAUUGUGGGUGGAAUUUGCGAAAUUUUACGAAUCAAAUGAGCAAGUAGAGGAUGCGCGCGUGGUUUUUGAGCGUGGCACCGAGGUGGAGUAUGUUAAGGUGGAAGAUUUGGCCGCAGUAUGGUGUGAAUGGGCCGAAAUGGAAAUCAGGCAAGAGAAUUUCGAGGGUGCAUUGCGCCUAAUGCAGAAAGCCAGCGCCAUGCCGAAACGUAAAGUUGCCUAUCAUGACGACACCGAGACCGUACAGAUGCGGCUAUAUCGUUCGCUGAAAGUUUGGUCUAUGUACGCCGAUUUAGAGGAAUCCUUUGGCACUUUCAAAACAUGCAAAGCAGUCUACGAUCGUAUAAUUGAUUUAAAAAUUUGCACACCUCAAAUAAUUAUCAACUAUGGCCUCUUUUUGGAAGAGCAUAAUUAUUUUGAAGAAGCUUUUCGCGCCUAUGAAAAGGGUAUUGCGCUAUUUAAAUGGCCAAAUGUAUACGAUAUUUGGAAUGCAUAUUUGACGAAAUUUCUCAAACGCUAUGGUGGCACAAAGCUGGAGCGUGCGCGCGAUCUUUUCGAACAAUGUUUGGAAAAUUGUCCGCCCGAACAUGCCAAGUAUUUUUAUUUGUUAUAUGCGAAAUUGGAGGAGGAGCACGGUUUGGCGCGUCAUGCCAUGGCCGUUUACGAUCGCGCAACAAGCGCCGUCAAAUCAGAGGAGAUGUUCGACAUGUACAAUAUUUUCAUAAAGAAAGCAGCGGAGAUCUACGGCCUGCCGCGUACGCGCGAAAUCUAUGAGAAGGCCAUUGAGGCGUUGCCCGAAGAGAAUAUGCGGCCCAUGUGUGUGCGCUUUGCAGAGAUGGAAACAAAGCUAGGCGAAAUUGAUCGUGCGCGCGCAAUUUACGCGCAUUGCUCGCAGGUGUGUGAUCCACGUAUAACUGCCGAGUUUUGGCAAACAUGGAAAGAGUUCGAGGUGCGCCAUGGCAAUGAGGAUACCAUGCGCGAAAUGCUGCGCAUCAAACGUUCAGUGCAAGCCACGUACAAUACACAGGUGAAUAUGAUGGCCGCACAAUUUCUCAAUCAAACGGGCGCAAGCAAUGCAGCCGCAGACGGUGGUGGUGAUGCGAUGCGUCUACUUGAGGCUAAGGCUGCGGCAGAGCAACAGGCACGCCAGCAACAAACACUUAAAGCACAAACUAGUGGCAAUAUUAUGUUUGUGCGCGGCGAAACGCAGGGUGGCAACGCGAAAGACAAAGUGGUCAAUCCGGAUGAAAUCGAUAUUGGCGAUAGUGACGACGAGGACGAAGAGGAUGUUGAUGAUGAUGCUGUUAAUGGGGCGGCAAAUGGCGCUGACAAGCGCGGCGGAAACGAAGAAAAUGUUAUAGCCGCCAAAAGGUUGCGCAUCGAGCAGCAAGCGAUACCGGCAAAAGUGUUUGGCAGCUUGAAGAAAGCCACAGAUGAAGAUGACCAAGACGCAGAUUGAGCAUAGCGAGAUCGUGGUGUGGCGUGGAUCAUACCAAUAAUUGUAGCUAAUAAAAGAAAACAUUUUUGAACAAUAAUCAGUCGGGUAAAACAUUUAUA